GAGCUUUGGUCUUGAUCGCGCGUUUGCGAACGAAUUGGAGCGCGCAUAAAUAAUACAGCGAAUUUAAAAAUAAUUACAAAUAGAUGCGCCCAUUAGUAGGCGUUUGUCUGUGACCUUUUAGAAAGUGUGUCAUAGACAAGCGAUUUUGGGUUUGGAACGGUUUUGUGUUGUGAGUGUGCGGCUUUAUAGGUUUGAAUGGACAAUGGGACUUUUCUGUUAGUGAUUUUCGUGUCGGGAAAAUGAAAACGUGCGCGUCCGCGAGUUUUAUAUCGCGAUGCAGCGUUGCCCCUACAUCCACGAGAUGAAGGAGCGGCUGCUGGGCGCACCAAUAGACGGGAUCGAGCGCGAGCAACGCGCGCAAUCCGAACAGCUGGCCGACCCUCAGGUCGGCACUAUUGUCAAACUGAAUUCCGACGGGUACGGAUCACAUACGUCGCCGGCGCGCGCGCCGCUCGUCACGGACGAGUGUGAGGCGCCGGCGGACGAGACCGAUGCACUUACACCCACCGAGGCGGUGCUGCGGUACCGCGCUUGUUGCCAACCAGAAACCAAACCUAAGAAUGCCAAAACUUCGCUGUUUAUUAUCUCGAGUUUCAUCUACGCGAAGCUUCUGGUAGUCGUGUGUAUUGCUUACGUCAUCAGCGAUGUAAUCACUCACAAUCUCCCUCUUUACUACUACGAGGGAUUUUUCACCUACUUGUAUGGCAUGAGCAUAUUGUUUUUGCUGUACGUGUUCUGCUUCUUACUACAAGAAAGUGCAUGCUGCAACGGUAGCCCUCCGAAACCAAAACCUCCACCUAAAGAGAAGAAACAAAAGAAAGAAAAAGAAAAGAAGACUAAAGACAAAGAAGGUAAAGAAGGAAAGGAUGGAAAGAAAGAUGGCAAGAAAGAUGGAAAAAAUAAGGACAAAGAUAAGAAAGAAGACAGUGGAAAGGACAAGACAGCCAAAGAGAGCAAAAAACAUAGCCAGUUCCAGGAGGUGUAUCCCCGUAAGAUGCGUGAUAAAGUACGACAACAACAAUUGCAAAUACAAAUGGCGCAAUUAUAUGCCUCAGAACAGCAACAAGAUGUCGUUGAGUUGGAAGCAGGACCCGUGUCCCGACCUAUGCGCCGUCGGAAAACUUCUCAGAACGAACAUAGCCAUGGUAGCUUCUUCCUAAGAAUCGGCGCUAUUGCUUUUGGCCUAGGAACAAUGAUAUAUAACGGCUUGGAGUUUGGGACGUUCUUCGAAUUACCCUUGGAGUCGCCUUGCUAUUUGAUUUUGAAAGGUGUUAAUCCAGUUCUUCAAAUGGUGUUUACUUUCAUGCAAAUGUAUUUUAUAUUCAUGAAUUCAAGAUUAAAUAUACAUCGAUUCAAAGUUAUAGCAAGAUUCGGUUUGAUGCAUGUUGUGGCUACUAAUAUAUGUGUCUGGAUAAGAACUCUAGUCCUGGAAUCACUAAAGGAAAUUACUGAUUAUCACGUAAAGAACCCUCAGGGUGUUCCUGGAGAAGGCGUACUGGGAAAAGUUAUCCGAAAACAUACGUUGAGACAUUCUGGUAAAGUUUUCGGCGCCGUUACUACCGCUGCGACUACGAUUGCUUCAACUGCAACUACUAUUGCGAAAUCUACCGGAGAACAGAUUUUAAAUGCAAUCUCUGUUACAACCUCUAUUCCUACAACGACUCCCACUACGACCAACAACGCUACAGAAAUCUUUGAAUCAUUCGACAAUCUGAAUCCUGCUGCUUUAAUAGCCAACAUCGAUAAUAGUACAGUAUGCGGACGAAACCCAAUCAUGGGGACCAUUGUUUCGGAUUCAGCUCCUUAUCUAUAUCCAUUUAUCAUCGAAUAUUCUCUGAUUGGGGCUGCUGUAAUUUAUGUUAUGUGGAAACAUAUUGGACGAUAUCCCAGCGUGGCCAGCGAUGAAGAUCUGGAAAGACGUCUGGAGGCUGUUCUGUCCCGCAGGGCAGCAGCGUUAGCGGCGGCUCAGCGUGGCAAUCGUGUUGACUGCGCUGGUGCAUCGAAGGGACUCUUCUGUGGCCUCCUGCUCCUGGUUGCUUCUCUCAUCUGCUUGAUUCUCUUCUUCGUCCUGAUAAGACAUCAAGAGUUGAAGCGUUUAUCGAUUUAUUUAGCAGAUGUUUCCCAUUGUGCGCUGAUGGUGCUGUCAAUUUUUGCUAUACUUAUUGGAUUUAUUCGUGGUAGAAAAAUGAAAUGGAGCUCAAAUCCUUCCUCCUGUACCGAACCUCUUCGCAGGGUGCAAUCACUGAAGUUCCGCUCAGAAGAGCAAUCGGACUUGAAUGAUAUUCUUCUACGUGUCUCGGCGUUUGGACUCUUCGUGUAUGCUGUAUUUAGUGUCAUUGCUGGCGGCAUGGGCGCUUUCACCCACGAGCCCAAUCUUCUUGUCAUGAUUACCGGAUGCUUGAGUGUUCUUCAGGUUGUUCUGCAACUAUUAUUUAUUGCGGAUGUCUCUCGUCGCCGGGUUCACCUUCCCGAACAAGAACGCAGCAAGCCAGCUCGUCAAGCUGUUACUUUCCUGCUUAUUUGCAAUGUCACCAUGUGGCUGAUCUACACUUUUGAAGCACAGAAAGUUCUCGCUAACCCGGUUCAACUCGAUUUCUACGGAUUCGUCGCCUGGUCUCUUGUCCAACGUUUCACACUCCCGCUUUGCAUCUUCCAUCGUUUCCACUCAGCGGUUACUCUCGCUGAAAUAUGGAAGACUAGCUACAAAGCGCGCUUGGAGUGAACGACAUCAGCUGCAGGACGUUAAGAAACAAAGUCCAACAUUUUCAACGCCCUAGGUUGAACAAUAAAUUUCGUCCUGGUCCGGGGCAGCAAUUUUAAACUUAGGUUGGGUAUGACAGUUUCAUGUUUGGAUAGGUAAUUCCAUAUUCAUAGUCGGUAGGUAAAUAGGAAGUAAUAUUGAAAUGACUCUCAUUUUAUGAAGUAGAACAAGAUAAGUAAGUACCUAAUUGCUUUCCCGGAAUGAGUCGUAAAUCACAAUAUGUCAGUACAGAAACUAUAACUAGAUUUAUUUGACUCCCAGUUAAUAAACGUUUUUUUUUUUUUUUUUUUAAUUCUUUAUCACAUUCCGCAAUACAAUAGUUUUGCAUUACAUUUAAUUUGUGGAAGACUGAAUAAAAAGAAUGCAUAAAUUCGACAAAUACGUAUUAACCUAUUGCUCAUAAUCAAAAUUUAAUUAAUAACCAGUUGUGAAGAGUUCCCUCCUUUGUUAGAAGUAAUUUGAGUGCCAUGGUUUUAGAAUUUAAGACGUUUUUAAAAUUCGACAAUAUUUUACAUUCAUUGGUUUAUCGUCAGUUCGGUUAACGAAAGCAAUAGGAAAUUAGGGGCGCCUUAAUUUACUAUCAGAAUUAAUAGUGUAAAACAAAUAAUUUACCACAAUUUCAAUAUUUGAGAAGCUUAGGGUAUUUUUAAAAAUUAGAGAUAAUUAUAUAAAAGUAUCAAAAGAUUUAUUAGAGCUACGUAAUUAUUUGAUAUAGAGAAGUAGGGUUAUAUUACAUACGAAUAUUAUAUAGUUGACGUGCCGAAAUGAAUAUCUUAUUAAAUGUACUUAAAGUUACAGAAACAUCAGAUUGUGAAUUAUUAGCAGUAAACUGCUUGACAUGUUGGAUAUUUGAUUUUAUUGCAAGGGGCCAGAAGAUCUAAAACAUUUAUCACUAUUUCGCACACUUCUUAAGUAUAACGUAUUAUGUAUUUAGCGUUUUGGAAUAUUUAUUAUUAUAUAAAGUAACAACUUUUUAGCUAUUAUAUAAGUUGUCUAUAUGUGAAGCUUGAGAGAACUAAGCAUAUAAUUUGAAAAGUUCGUUUGGUCAAUUUGUGUAUUAUCACAAUUUUUGAUUCCUUUGCGUUAAAUCUCACUGCAAAUAUUUUCGUAACUAACUUUAUGUGCAAUCUAUUUUUAUAGGCUGACUUAUUAUGGUAGGUAGAAACAUACCUAUUCGGAGAUUGGAGUUAACGAACGCGUUAUGCGCAAUAUCAUUUCUACUUUACAGAUUUUGUAUAAAUAGGUCAUAUAAAAUUAUUUAUAAUAUAUUUAUUAAUUUUGUAAUUAACUUUAAGAUUUAAUUGUCUGGUUUAUCCUAGAAUCAGGGGUGAUGUGUGCUCACAUUGUGAGAUUUUGAGUGAAUGUAGUUCGGAGUUUUGAAUGGUAUAAUCUUUACGAUCGUAAUAAUUCUUAAAAUCUAGUACUUUAUCUAAAUAAAGGAUUACGCGAUGAUCGCUAUCACUUUAUGAUUAAAUAUACCUAGCAUCUCGAAACAUUCGGCGGUAUUAUGGUACGUAUGCGUGUUUGGCUUGUUUUAUCACUGCCGAUAUAAUAUUUAAACCACAUUUUAAUAGUAAGUCUUUGAUAAAUCUAUACUAUUUCUAACUUGUUCAAUUUUGUAGUGAUAUUUACUGUGUACCUAAAUGUUUGGAACAAAAUGUACCGAUGUUUGUAUCUUUAGGUUUAAAAUUAUUAAGUGGAUACUCAGUCAGUGUUAUAGAUACUUACCAAAAAUUAAAAAUUUGGAUCCUCUACAUAUUUAAAUAUAUGAUUAA
Messenger RNA from Vanessa atalanta (red admiral), 4536 nucleotides. RefSeq names its product proton channel OtopLc-like. NCBI's taxonomy places the organism in Eukaryota, Metazoa, Arthropoda, Insecta, Lepidoptera, Nymphalidae. The record is from RefSeq and is a predicted model, not a curated record. The transcript is spliced from 15 exons. Gene Ontology annotation, molecular function: proton channel activity. Gene Ontology annotation, cellular component: membrane. Bases 275 to 2722 code for a protein of 815 amino acids. Gene Ontology annotation, biological process: proton transmembrane transport.